AUGUUUUACAGUUUACCUCACUUAAAUUGUGACCCGGCAGGUUGUCUCAUAGAGCUGUGCAUUCAACUGGCUAUCAUCAUGGUGGGCAAGCAGACGUUUAACAAUGCCAAGGAGAUCCUUCUUCCGAAAUUUAUGAACUGGUUCAAGUUUAGAAAAGUCAAGGAACUAGAGGAAAAGAAGAAAGAGAAAGUGGCAUCCUGGGAGAAAGAUUAUGUCAUGGAGAGUAUGCCAAACUUGGGACUCUUUGAUGAGUACUUGGAGAUGGUAAUACAAUACGGCUUUGUGACAAUUUUUGUGGCUGCCUUCCCUCUGGCGCCGCUGUUUGCUCUCCUCAACAACAUCAUCGAGAUCAGACUGGACGCCUACAAGUUCAUCACUCAGUGGAGAAGACCACUCGCCAUGAAAGCUCAGGAUAUUGGGAUCUGGUUUGGUAUUCUACGAGGCAUCUCUCAAGUUGCAAUAAUGACUAAUGCGCUGAUCAUUGCCUUUACGUCUGACUUUAUCCCAAAACUGGUGUACAUGUACGCAUACAACGACAAUGAAACCCUUAAUGGUUAUGUCAACUUCAGCCUGUCUGUGUUCAACGUCUCAGACUUUGAGAAGGAUAGCCGACCUGCUGACCUAAAAGUUAAUGAAUUUGGAAAUGUUACAGAAUGCAGAUAUCGAGACUAUAGAAAUCCGCCUGGUUCACCGGAUGCUUACGAGUUUACCAUUGUCUACUGGCAUAUUUUAGCGGCCAGACUUGCUUUCAUUAUAUUUUUUGUGUUGACGGUCCAGCUGUCUAUUUGGGCAAUAGCUUUCAUUGUGCCAGAUGUUCCUAGAAUUGUCAAGCUUCAGAUGUUGAGAGAAAAAUACCUGGCCACAGAGGCCGUUAUAGAGGCUGAACAUCUGCGAGUCGAGGACGUGGCCAAUAUCUUUAGCAAUGAAGCCAGGAAACGACAGCUUGAUCGAUUUCAGUCUGGUUCAGGAGUAGGGCCCAAACUAGAUGAUAAAUCGCAACCGCUUUACUAA
This is a messenger RNA of Candidula unifasciata, 1011 nucleotides long. The record is from the annotation of a GenBank genome assembly. NCBI's taxonomy places the organism in Eukaryota, Metazoa, Mollusca, Gastropoda, Stylommatophora, Geomitridae.